AUGUCCGAUCGCGAUGAAGCGGCCUCCGUCUCGGCGUCUCAAAGGUCGUCGCACGCGACUUCAGCAAAGGACGACACGACCACCGCCUCGACCCCAGACCAACUCGAUUCGCUCUACGUCGAGCUCCCGUCCGAUGCGACCGAACUCAAGGCCUUGGUGGGCACCAUGAGGCUCGAGGUGACCAAGAAGGACCACACCAUCAACAAACUCAAAGAGGAUUUGGACGAAGUCAAAGCAUCUCACUCUGUCAUCCUACAAAGGUCAGCAGAAUGGCAGGAUGAGCUGGAGACGCUGCGAUUGCGCGUGCCCCAGCUCGAGGAGGAGCUGCGAGCGGAGAAGCAAGCAAAGGAGGACGAGUCGGCUCGGGUCAAGGACCUUCGCCUUCGAGCCGAAGAGAGCCGUCGUGCUAUCAUGCGACUUCAAGGAGAGCAGACCGAUGCCCGCGCCAAAGCAAAGGCGGACAAUCGUCGCAGCUGGGUUCCAACCGCCACUCCGCCACCCGUCCGCGACGAGCAAGAAGAAGCCGAGCUCAAGAAGUCGAAGCGUGCCAGCUUGGCGUUUGGACCCAACGCACUCAACCUCGCUCUCGCCAAUCGACCUGGCAGCAGUCAGGGGCUCGGCCACCGUCGCACCGCCAGCGGCAGUCGCAGCGUCUCGGGCGCGUCCAGAGGUGAAGGCGAAGACUCGGAAGAGCCGCUGAGCCCCUCGUUUGCUCCUGGUCUUCGCGGCUUGCGGCUGUCGGGCACUGCAGGGGCCAAUGGCACGUUCAGCUCGUUGAUGGUUCCUGUGACACCAGGCGCCGACGACAAUGGCAGCUCAGCGCCCAACUCGCGUCGCAGCUCGUUCCUCAGCGAAGGGGCCAGGUCACCCAGAGUCGCCUCGGGAGACCUUCCUCCAACAGACACGAGCGAGGUCUUGUCUUCGUCAGCCGCUCGCCUCUCCGUUCCGGCAGCAGGAGCGGGCUCGCAGCGCUCGAUGAUGCUCAGUUCGCCAGCGUUGUCUCAGGGUGCUGCCAGUUCCGUGGGUGUCGGAUCGCCCAUCCUGGAGGACAACGAGGAGGAAGAAGCAACCGCGGGCCUCGGAACUGCCCCCUCCAAGGCGCUGCCCAACCUGCCUUCGCGUGAGUCGUCGGUCAACUUCCAAGCACACGACCGCGAGCUCCGCGCCAAGGAGGUGGAGAUCGAGCGGCUGACGCGGGAAAUGAGCGAGCUGCGCAUGUCCAUGGCCGAAGCGAUCGAGGCUCGUACGGCGAGCGAAGCGUGUCUCAAGGCGCUGCGGGACUUUAUUGCUCACCACGACGAGGAGGCGGAUGCGAGCGGGCAGAUGGGGGACGAUGCGGAUCGUGUUGUGCAACGCGCUAGUUUCGGGGCUGGUCUACUGAAGGGCGUCAAGCUGCCGCCGUUGCCCACCGACAACAUCGACGACGAUGAGGAGGCGGCCCAUGUGAGUCCGCAAAGAACGGCGAGUGGGAGUGCGGGUGGAUGGGGGUUGAAGAUGCCCACACUGAUGCGCAAGGCUACUUCGUCCAAUGGACCGACUCCUACCGACGAGGCGGAGGCAGCCGAUGGUACGCCUUCUGGUUUCGCAACAUGGUCUCCACGCGCCUCGGGCUCUGGUCAUACCACCGCCAAAUCCAUCAGCUCGAGCUUUGCUGGAUUCGGCAACCUUCUCAGUCGCACCACACCCACCGAAACACCUCCCACUUCUACUCCGGCCGGCGGACCAAGCACGACCUCGACCCAAUCCGAAACCACCAGUCCUCCCGCCGGCGACGAGACAGGCAGCGGCUUUCGCAGCUUUGGCUGGUUCAAGCGGUCCUCUGUCGUAACGUCGUCCACUCACGCUCAACCCGAAUCCGCGGUGUUGGAAGAAAAGGUCUCCUUCCCACCCUUCCGAUCACUCGACCACGACCAGCUAUCCAUCUCGCGUCAACCGUCGGAAACCCUCUCCACGCUACCGAGUCUGAGCGGCGGCCCGUCGAAUUCAACUUCCGCCUCGUCAAUCCGUGUGGUGGGCGGAGACGCGCUAGCGACAGCAGCGAGGAUGGGCGACGAGCAGGAGAGCAAGAAGGUCGCCGAACGGGUCGAGAGCGAAGGGAUGGAGGUGAGCCAUCGCGCCCAGAGAGCCGCCGAGAAGACGGGCAAUGUCGAGCACCUCACCGAUGUGGUUCCCGCUUUCGAUUAA
Messenger RNA from Kalmanozyma brasiliensis GHG001, 2184 nucleotides. RefSeq lists its product as uncharacterized. The transcript has a single exon. Bases 1 to 2184 code for a protein of 727 amino acids. The record is from RefSeq and is a predicted model, not a curated record. NCBI's taxonomy places the organism in Eukaryota, Fungi, Basidiomycota, Ustilaginomycetes, Ustilaginales.